Messenger RNA from Carya illinoinensis, 1837 nucleotides. RefSeq names its product CBL-interacting protein kinase 5. Gene Ontology annotation, biological process: signal transduction; protein phosphorylation. Gene Ontology annotation, molecular function: ATP binding; protein kinase activity. The record is from RefSeq and is a predicted model, not a curated record. The transcript has 2 exons. The coding region runs from base 273 to 1616 and encodes 447 amino acids. Lineage: Eukaryota; Viridiplantae; Streptophyta; Magnoliopsida; Fagales; Juglandaceae.
UUCCGUUGUCCGUUGGUUGGAAUAUUCGCCUGUUUUGCUACAAUAAAUUUGUACACCGUGCUGCUUCUCUUCCUCACCAAGGGCUAUAAUUCCUUAAAGGCACCCGCCUUUGCGCGAGCUCUCAAUUGCCUUUGUCCCCGGCCGUCCGUUUCUAGAUCAUGGAAACAAUACUAGCAAUGAUCUUCCGGCGGCCUUGAGCCACAGCAAAAAAUUGGAGAGACAUGGAAAGGGAAUUCAAAUAAGUCGUGGUGGAAGAAGGCCAGGAAGGUAAGAUGGAGAAGAAGAGAACUACAAUAUUGAUGCAAAAGUAUGAGGUAGGGCGCAUGCUUGGAAAAGGGACAUUUGCCAAGGUUUACCAUGCACGAAUCCUGAGUUCCGGACAGAACGUAGCCAUUAAGAACAUUGACAAGGAGAAGAUUUCAAGGGUCGGAUUGAUAGAUCAAAUCAAACGAGAAAUCUCGGUUAUGCGCAUGGUUAGGCACCCUAAUGUCGUCCAGCUCUAUGAAGUCAUGGCAAGCAAAACCAAGAUCUAUUUCUCCAUGGAGUACGUGAAAGGUGGAGAGCUUUUCGACAUGGUUGCCAAAGGAAAGCUCAGGGAAGACAUGGCACGCAAAUAUUUUCAACAGCUGAUUGGGGCAGUGGAUUUCUGCCAUAGCCGAGGUGUGUAUCACCGAGACCUAAAGCCGGAGAAUCUCCUUCUCGAUGAGAAUGGUAACCUCAAAGUUUCAGAUUUUGGGUUGAGCGCAUUGUGGGAGUCUCGGAGGCAAGAUGGCCUUCUCCACACGACGUGCGGUACUCCUGCCUAUGUGGCUCCAGAAGUCAUUAGCAAGAAAGGUUAUGACGGAGCUAAGGCUGAUAUAUGGUCUUGUGGAGUGAUUCUCUUCGUUUUAUUGGCGGGCUAUCUUCCUUUCCAAGAUUCAAACCUCUUGGAAAUGUAUAGGAAGAUUCGCAGAGGAGAAUUCAGGUGCCCCCAAUGGUUCGCAGUAGAGGUCCGAAAGCUUCUUUCAAGAAUUCUUGACCCCAAUCCGAGCACAAGAAUAGAUUUCGCCAAGCUCAAGGAGAACGCUUGGUUCAAGAAGGGAUUAAAAAAGAUUGAAGCUCCUCCACCCCCUCCAGACUUUGAAAACAUCUCGGUUCGUGACGUUCAGGCUGCCUUUGAGUCGUCCGGCUCUGAGGAUAAUUUAAAAAGGGAAGUUAAUGCAGCAACAAACCCAAUGAAACCAACUUGUUUCAAUGCAUUUGAUAUCAUCUCCCUUUCACCAGGAUUCGAUCUGUCUGGCCUGUUCGAGAAGGAUAUUAGUCAGAAAGAGCAAGCACUGUUCACUUCUACAAAAUCAGCCUCACUGAUUAUGUCAAAGUUCGAAGAAAUAGCAGAGAUGGAGAGAUUUAGGGUGAUGAAGAAAGGCGGAAAGGUGAAAUUACAGGGGAGCAAAGAAGGAAGAAAAGGGCAACUUGCCAUAGAUGCUGAGAUUUUUGAAGUUACUCCAUCGCUUCAUGUUGUGGAGAUGAAGAAAGCAGCUGGGGACACAUUGGAGUAUAGACAAUUCUGUAACCAGGACUUGAAGCCUUAUCUCAAAGAUAUUGUAUGGACUUGGCAGGGAAGUGCGCAACAAUAAGAACAGCAACAAUCUCCAAAGGGGUUUUGUUUUUGUUUUUGUUUUUUCUUUUAACCUCUUACUGUCUUGCAUAGGCAGGUAGUGUUCUAUUACUAUCUUUUUCUAUCAAAGAGUCUCUAUCCUAAUGUUAAAAACCUUGUCGGAUUCCCUACUUUUGUUAGCUUAUUUGUUGUAAUGCUUUCCUUCAUCAUAAUUUUAAGAUUUGAAGUAUGGAUCAUCCA